UUAUAGGUUUAGUUGCGCUUUUCAUUCUUAAAUUACUUCAAGUACCACUUAUAUUAUUUUGGGGUCUAAAAUUGUGAAUGCCAUGUCCAGUAUAUAUGAUAUAUUUCGUAGCAGCCAACUUGGCGUCAACUAUAGAAGUAAAAGACUGUACAGCCACCGCAAUGUUAUAAAGCUUUUUGGUCUUGACUGUGAAAAAGAUCUCCAUUCUGGUUGUGUGAAUUGUCUUGACUGGAGCGAUAACGGUACUCUUCUAGCCUCAGGGUCAGAUGAUAGAAAAAUAGCUAUUUAUAACUUUUACUCGGACAAAAAGCUGAUUACUCUUGGCACUCCACACUUGCAAAACAUAUUUGGGGUAAAAUUUUUUCCCGAAAAUAAUAACUAUUUAGGAAGUUGCGCUGCAGAUAGAAAAGUUAUAAUAUAUGACAUAGCAGAGCAACGCGUAGUGCACAGUUGUCAAGAACACGAAGACAGAGUGAAGAUGCUUGAAGUUCUUCCCAGGGAUUCCAGAUCUUUGAUUUCUUGUAGUGAAGACGGAACUGUUCUACAUAUUGAUUAUCGCUCUCAAGAUGUGAAGACUCUUGUUAAUUUAAGAAAGACUUAUAACACCAACUUAAACUGCGGAAACAUCUGGCGUACCAGUGUUUUAACCGAAGUGAAGUGCAUCAACAUUAACAAGUCCGAUCCCAACUACUUAGCCGUUGGAAGCAACGAUGCAGUCGUUAGAGUCUACGAUCGACGAUUUAUUCGCGAUGCUCUGGACACAGUGGAAACAUUCUUACCUUUGGAAGUCAUUAAGAAUCGUUUGAGGAACGAGAGGUUUUAUGUCACGUGUGUUUGCUUUUCAGAGGAUGGUAAAGAGCUUCUUUGCAGCUAUGGAAACGACCAGAUCUACUUAAUGGAUUUUAGUUACGGAAAGAAGAGUGAUGCUGAGAAUGCUGGCCGUUUGUAUAGCAGCUCCGCAUACAACGUGUCUCCCGGAUCCACGGCAGCUGGUGGUGGGCACUCGCAUCUCUCGCUUGAACCCCUUAUGAAAAAGAUACUCAAUAUUCAGCGCUGUCCAAAGACAGCUUCUCUCAAGAACACAAAUAUAUCAAACAGCAGCAUUUUUCCGCCCAAUGCCUCUACAAGCACCGUUGCGCCGUCACUAGAAAAGUUGGCAGACAACUAUCGACUUCAAGGAAAUUCCGCGUAUAACAAGCACGAUUAUUCGCUUGCUAUCCAUCUGUAUAGCAAGGGAAUAUAUCUGAAUCCCCAUUCCUCUAAGUUACUUGCCAAUAGAGCCACCGCCCUUCUCAGAAGGAAGUGGAGAGGAGACUGCUUGGCUGCACUACUAGACUCCCUGAAAGCAAUUAGCAGCGACCCCCAUAGUUCCCGAAGUUACGUGAGACUGACGGAAAGUCUCUUCGAACUCGACUUAUUAGAAGAAGGCAUAUUUGUGGCGGACAUUGCUCAACAGAAAUUUCCUAGUGGUAAUUUUUUUGAAAACACUUCGGCUAAGAUGAAGAAAUGCCUUCUGAGUUCCCGGGAAAAGAGAGAAGGCAAACAUAAACAAAGCGUUGAUAGGUCAGUUAACUUAAAAAGCGCCGGGCGAGGAGCUAAUCCAAAAAAGAGAAGCGCCGCGAGUUUAUCUCCGGUCCAUCAGAGGGACUCGAGCGCAACUGCCAGCUGCGCUAAGACUGAAAAUAUUACCUCCGACGACGAAGAGAAUAGCGUAAAAGCAGACGAAGAGGAGCACAUAGACAAUACCAUAGCGCGUUUGGCAGGCGCUUUAUCUGGCGUUCUCUCUCUGCUCCCGAAGGCCAGAUACUUCGGCCACUGCAACGUCGACACCGACAUCAAGCAAGCGGUGUUCUACGGCAGCUGUAUUAUGGGGGGCAGCGAUGACGGGCGCAUGUUCAUGUGGGACAAGGGGUCUGGACUCCUGCUUGGUGUAGUAAAAGCCGAUCAAUACAUUGUAAACUGCAUUCUGCCCCAUCCCUGGGACCCCGUUGUAGCCACCAGCGGUAUCGAGAACAAUGUUAAGUUUUGGCGUCCUAGCAGUAAGCCCAUGGUCGAGUUUAGAACGUCAGAAUUACUUUAUGUCUGCAACCAGAAUCAAGGCCAUCAGGAAGAACUUCGCGAAAACGCAACCAGAAUUUUUUCUGUGCAGGAUAUUUUUCAAAGAGCAGCUGCAGAAGGUGCUACUAAUGAUGUCUUCACCGUUAAGUUCGUUUCUUAAUUUUAUAAGAUCUACAGGGAACAUAACAUGCACGACUAGUUGAAAAUUUUGUUAUUUACUUU
Molecule: messenger RNA, 2280 nt
Organism: Zophobas morio
Lineage: Eukaryota; Metazoa; Arthropoda; Insecta; Coleoptera; Tenebrionidae
Product: DDB1- and CUL4-associated factor 6-like
Exons: 21
Coding region: 83-2218 (711 amino acids)
Biological process (GO): negative regulation of fatty acid biosynthetic process
Cellular component (GO): cytoplasm; Cul4-RING E3 ubiquitin ligase complex
Molecular function (GO): protein binding
Source: RefSeq, a predicted model, not a curated record